GCGCAGGGGAAGGGGGGGGCAGCACUAUAAUGGCGGCCGGGCGGAGGCAGCGCGGUGGCGGCGGUGCUGAGUACCUAAAGCAGUGGAUAUACUUGAAAGCUUCCUACUAAUAACAGGCUGUUUCAGUGUGGUCCUUAUUGCCUGGUUUACUGACAAAGAAAAUUACAUUUAUUUACACUGGCAAUCUUACAAACUAUUUUAGUUCUGAUACACUAGCUGUGACUUUUAUUUAAUUUUUUAAUUUUGUUUUUGUGUUUCGUUGUGUUUGAUAAGUGAUAAUUGGCUAGCCAAGCUUUUUUUUUUUUUUUUCCCCUUUCUAUAGUCAGUGUCCCAUUUUUGGUUUGGUUGUGUGAAGGUGGUGCUGGUGUGUUUUGGUUUGUAAUCUUGCAGGGAAGCGUGCAGGGAGGUUCAUGAAUAUGUAGCAGUGUUUGGUGGCUUUUUUUUUUUGUGUGUGUGUGUCCCUUGUUUUAGUUAUAGAGCAAUAUUUUAACUUUUGUCCUUACCCUGUUGAGCAAAAGUGAAAGUCAGAUACUGGGUACAAGCUUCUGCCAUCAGUUGCCCUUUUUAACUUUUUGUUACCAUAGACUUCUUGUUCAGAGGGGACUAGCUGAAAAAUCAUACUAACGUUAAAAAACAAAUUGGAAGCGAUCAAAGCAUCCUCUUGUCUUAGUAUCAAUAAAAGAAUUUCAUGAUUAAAUUAUAGCAGAAACAUUUACUUAUGCAGUCACCUCCGUAAAAGGCAGUGUUAAUUAAAUCUGGUGCUGCCCAACCACAGGCUUCAACUAGAACCUGCCCUCCGCUAUCCCAGGCGUGGAUGGAGAGCAUGAUGCCAUACUAUUAUUCCCACAGAUGUUCACGGAAGACGCUGAGAGAAAGGAGCAGGAGCAUACGUGAUAGUCCUGUCUCGGCACAGUACAAGUCUAGGUUUGAAUUGUUGCCACCUUGAAAAACUGGGCUGUAUUUGAAAUCUUAAUAGUCCCAUCAAAAUGGUGUAAUUUCACUUUUAACUAGUCCGUGGCAACAGGUACAGGUUUACGGAAUAGCUUCUGGAAUAUUCUAGCACUCAAAUGCAGCGUUGCAUUCAGUGUAACGCUCGGAGGCACUGCCCUGUUAAUUGCAGGGUAUUGGUAGGCCUAAUAUUGCCGCACCAAGCCCUAUGGGGGAAAAUACAGCCCAGUUCUUGCUCAUGAGUUUUAGUUCUGUGGGUUUUUCCCCCUUCCCCAGAACCCUUGAUCUUGAAGAUGGUGAGUAGCCAGCCUAAGUACGAUCUAAUACGAGAGGUUGGUCGUGGCAGUUAUGGUGUGGUGUACGAAGCAGUCGUCAGGAAGACCUCUGCACGGGUCGCGGUGAAAAAGAUUCGGUGCCAUGCUCCAGAGAACGUGGAACUAGCUCUGCGUGAGUUCUGGGCACUUAGCAGUAUCAAGAGCCAGCAUCCCAACGUCAUUCACCUGGAGGAGUGCAUCUUGCAGAAAGAUGGUAUGGUGCAGAAGAUGUCUCAUGGCUCCAGUUCCUCCCUUUAUUUACAGCUUGUAGAGACCUCAUUAAAAGGAGAAAUAGUCUUUGACCCCAGAAGUGCUUAUUACCUCUGGUUUGUAAUGGAUUUCUGUGAUGGUGGAGAUAUGAAUGAGUAUCUGCUGUCCCGAAAGCCAAACCGCAAGACCAACACCAGUUUCAUGCUCCAGCUCAGCAGCGCACUGGCAUUCCUGCACAAAAAUCAGAUUAUUCAUCGUGAUCUCAAACCUGACAAUAUCCUGAUAUCUCGGAGCAGGAUGGAUGCUAGUGACUUGGAGCCUACCCUGAAAGUAGCUGAUUUUGGGCUGAGUAAAGUAUGUUCGGCCUCAGGACAGAAUCCUGAGGAACCAGUUAAUGUCAAUAAGUGUUUUCUAUCGACUGCGUGUGGGACUGACUUCUACAUGGCCCCCGAAGUCUGGGAAGGACACUACACUGCCAAAGCAGACAUCUUUGCCUUGGGGAUUAUAAUCUGGGCGAUGUUGGAAAGAAUGACAUUCAUAGAUACGGAAACAAAGAAAGAACUUCUGGGGAGUUAUGUCAAGCAGGGAACGGCAAUCGUGCCCGUUGGAGAGGCGCUUCUAGAAAACCCUAAAAUGGAACUGCUCAUCCCCGUAAAGAAAAAAUCCAUGAAUGCUCGAAUGAAACAGCUGAUCAAGGAAAUGCUGGCUGCCAACCCGCAGGACCGACCCGAUGCUUUUGAGCUGGAACUGCGAUUAGUCAACAUAGCUUUUAAAGACAGCAGCUGGGACACGUGAUCUGCCGAGCCUGGUCUCCCCUUAGAGCUGCUUCUCACCUAACUGAUGCUGCAACUUAAUGGCAGUAAAAGAAACGAGCCUAAACUCCAACCUGCAGGGUGUGGUUUCUCCCAAACGAAUCUCUUUGGAGUUUCAUAAACAAUACGAAUGUUGAGUUGGCCGUUGUGUUAACGGUGGUGUUGAUGUGUAUAAUACCGGGAUGUUACACGCAGGUGUAAGAUGUGACGAUGUUCGUUUGUGUAUGCUGGCAGCGGGGUGUCUUAAGAGCUGAGACUUGAUUUCCAGCGCUAUGACAUGGAGUAUUUCUUACAUUCCAGUUUCCUAUGUCAGUAUUAGGAACUCUCAUGGCGGGGGGGAAAAGAUUUGCAUGCUGGUAGUGCAGAUCUUCAGGCUUUGUAAAGUAAUUAUGUGUAUAUAUUUAUGUAUACGAGUGACUAGGAGUGUAUGCCACUUUUAAAUUGUUUGCUAUGGGUCUGAAUGAUUGGGGUCUGCUAGAAAACUCGGUGAAGAAGACAAAUGAGAAGCAUUCCUUCUUCUCCAGGCCUGAAUAACUUCGUUAUUUAUUUUUGUUAUCUAAUGUCAAAGAUAGGGUCUGAGACUUGACUUUGUAGACAAAAAAAAUAAAAGCAAUGCAAGCGGAUCAGCAGUUUUUAAAGUGCUGUUGUGACCAAGCUUAGCACUUACAGCUUAGUGAUCUCAUCACCGAGGGAGUCAAAUUCCAAAUGUAUGCAAUCAGGUGCUAGCAGGUUGGCUAGUUCAUUAAUAAUCCGAUUUUGCUUUCUUCUAGUAAUCCAGUACUUUAUUAAUCAGUUAACCUACAGUUUCACAACAUGCUCUCUACCCUUGUAUCUAUAAUCCGGUAGCACCGUGAGGAUUUAUAAGCGCAGAGUACUGUGGGCUUAGUUUAUGGAAGCGUGGGUGAGGGAAUCCAGCAGGAUAGAGCGUUAUUUUUAAGAUUCUUCAAAAUAUGGUUGCAGCACAUUUUCCCUGUUAACUGAAUCUAAUCAUACCGGUUGUGGUCUCUCCCUUUCUGGCACUGACUCUAACCUGGUAGUGAUGAGGAGAUAAAGGGGUGGCUGUUUGCCUUGUAGGACGCACCUAUUCUCAAAUAUGGGAGAAAACUCAGUAACCGGUACGAGAAAGGUAUCUCCGAUCUGUGUGGCAACCUUGGCCAAUCUUUUUUUUUAUUCGUUUUUCUCCUUUUAAAGAAGUAAUAUUUAUUUAAAAGCACGGAUGGUAGGAUGGAAAACUUUGAAGUCGUCGAAAGGCUGCUUCUCCCCAGCUCUUAUUCCACAGAAGCAGGUUGAUAUGCUGAGAGAGGUUUCGCGGAGGUCACCCGAUGCUGCACAGCAGACAGAACCUGCUUUGUAAUAGUAUAAUGCUUUGUUCCUUUGGGUGCAGGACUGUGACCUUUCUCAUCAAUUUGACCUUUUGGAAAAAGCAGAGUCUUAAAAAAUUGCCUUUAAAGCUGCAACAAGGGCCAGUUUUCUUAGUAAAAUCAAUUUAUUGGUUUUUUUUUCCUCCCAAACCUUACCUGAAACUGCUGUAGGUGUUUCCUUGUAUGAUUUGCUUCUCGGAUAUUCUUCACUCUUAGUGCUGUGAGAGCAGUUCUGAUCAAACAGUGUUUGUUCUGCCCGAGCGUGAAUAAACAGCACAACAAAAAUGUAAUUUUUUUGUUCUUCCAAAAGCAAAGGAUUCUGUUUCUUCCAAACUGCUGGUUCUUACUUGGUGCUGUGCAGAGCAGGUGGCAGUUACCCACAGGGCCUUAGUCCGUAAUUCUUGUUGGUUUACUUCACUUUAUUGUUUAAGGCAAGUUGUCUAAACAGUGAUUUUUUUUUCAGACAAAUACACUUUGAUGCCUCUAAAUAAUGUUUAUUGUUUAGAAGACACUAUAGUGUUCCUGACUAGAGCAGAGCAGCCUUCGCUUCAGUGUAAAUUGGCAGGGACAGAGGUGACUGCGUCGUUCCGAGGACGCAGCCUGUUGCCUGUGUAGAUGUCCCGUUGUUGUCCCGUCGUUGCCCCUUCCCUGCAGGGAGCUCAGUCUAUAAAAGAAGACUUGGAGCCUGUGAGUAAAGACAAGGAGAGAUCUGUUUAUCCUUACGUUCUGGCAGUGAUCUGCCUGUUCUCGUGUUUUAACUGAGUUCGGUACAACUGGAGCCUCAGCUUGUUACUGAAAGGAGGAAAACAAACCUCUCGCUGUUUCACAGUACUUGCGUUUCAGCGUGGUCAUUCCAUGAGUAAUGUUUUAAGAGGGCAUAUAAUUUUUCCGUGUUAAACUUGAGAGCGUUUCAAAAUACCUUGCUAACUUCCUCUUAUCUCUUGCCUACCUAAAAGUCAGAGUCAGUUAUGUUAGCUUCAAGUAGGAAUCUACUACAGAAUAAUACUAAUUACCUUUAAGGCGCUUUGCAAAUCAUCUGAUUCUCCUCUGAAGUAUAUUUGAAAGGAUGAACACCGAAUGUGCCGCCGGCCUGCCCUGCUAGUGAAUGGCACAGGAAAGGUGGAUUUUGGAUAUUUUUUUUUUGACUCCCUAAGCGUUUCUUUGCACUGAUUUGCCACUUUAAAGGGUGGGGGGUACCUGAAAUCCCUCUCAUGGUGCUUAGCCUUGCUGUUGGGUGACACUGAGUGUUUCCUCGGUUGACACUGAAUGGUAGUCCUCGACGUCUGUGUUCUGUUUGAUUUUUUUUUUUGUUGUUGUUGUCCGAGGUCUUUGUUUUAAAGCCUUUGAUAAAUCAAAUUGUUGUAGCAGCUACAGAGUUAUUCACCAGCGUGACACAAAGUCAAGAUACUUUUCAACACUCAGAAAAGACUUUUUUUUUUUUUCUUUCGAAUCUUUCUUUAAAAACUGUAAAAUAUAUUUUAUGGAGGAUUUAUAUUGAGGAAAAUUAUUGUGUAAUUUAUUAAGUUGAUGACUGUUUUUGAAAUAAAAUCUGAAUUUCGAUGAA
Molecule: messenger RNA, 5209 nt
Organism: Chroicocephalus ridibundus (black-headed gull)
Lineage: Eukaryota; Metazoa; Chordata; Aves; Charadriiformes; Laridae
Gene: PDIK1L
Product: PDLIM1 interacting kinase 1 like
Exons: 3
Coding region: 1242-2267 (341 amino acids)
Biological process (GO): protein phosphorylation
Cellular component (GO): cytoplasm; nucleus
Molecular function (GO): protein kinase activity; ATP binding
Source: RefSeq, a predicted model, not a curated record